Phaeodactylum tricornutum CCAP 1055/1 is the source of this 924-nucleotide messenger RNA. RefSeq lists its product with no specific name. NCBI's taxonomy places the organism in Eukaryota, Bacillariophyta, Bacillariophyceae, Surirellales, Neidiaceae. The record is from RefSeq and is a predicted model, not a curated record. The transcript has a single exon. Bases 217 to 924 code for a protein of 235 amino acids.
ACAAAAGGUAAUCACUCGAGUUCACUCUGAGGGAAUAUAGGAAAGACAAAUUCGCUCCCAUUACAUCUAGAGAUAUUGAAAAAAUAUCGACCAUAUUGACGUCAGCUACUCACAGUCAAUUGCGAGUUCAACGCCAUUGUUUGCAGUGAGCAACUCAUACAUUUUUUUGGAACCUUGCCUACCUGGGAAAUUUUGAUCUGAGCUGGGUGCGUCCUAAUGAAUCUAAAUCUAUUGGCGGUGGUUUUACUUUCAGCUUCGUCAGACUUGCCGACAUUCGUCAUCUCAUUCACGCCUUACGUAGCGUCGCGAUGGUGCAACAAAAAGACCGUGCAACUUGAAGAUCGUAGCCCCGGUAAUUCAUCAUUUCGAUCUGUAAGCGUCAAACGCUUCUCCCGCCGCGAGGACGACGACGAAACUCCACUCGCCUUGAAGGUUAUUGAUCGUUCAUGGAAUUUUGUCUCCUUUGAAACGCCGCUGCUUGGUAUCGAGCUGGGAUAUUUUCUCAUAUUGGGAGGUAUUGCUUGCGUUUCUUCAAUUGUUCAAACUAUCUUGACUAUCUUGUUAUUUGGCUUGUUUUACUUCGCUGUGCGAGAAUUGGCAAAUGAAGGCGAUGACAUUUUCGAUACUUUUGAGCAUGCCAAAAAUGAUUCCAAAUUGAUGGCUCGCGAUGAGCUCGAAUCAAAUGAACGGCUGUUAACUUCCUUUUCGCUUUUUGGGGCCGCUGUUUUGGGGAGCAUUAUUGCACCAAGGGAGGGUGACGAGGUGACUUCAUCGCUCUUUUUUGUUUUCGUGUUGUUAGCUCUUCCAGUCACAGUAUUGGUAUCGGGUGUCAUCGAUCUCAAAAAAGAUUCGCCUUCCAUCGACCAGCAACUGAUGGCUAUGUGGGACCAAAAAUUCGCCAACCGGAACCACCGUGAGAAAUAG